Messenger RNA from Carlito syrichta (Philippine tarsier), 2958 nucleotides. It is a transcript of the gene KCNJ10, whose product is annotated as potassium voltage-gated channel subfamily J member 10. Gene Ontology annotation, cellular component: plasma membrane. NCBI's taxonomy places the organism in Eukaryota, Metazoa, Chordata, Mammalia, Primates, Tarsiidae. The record is from RefSeq and is a predicted model, not a curated record. The transcript is spliced from 2 exons. Bases 451 to 1590 code for a protein of 379 amino acids. Gene Ontology annotation, biological process: regulation of monoatomic ion transmembrane transport; potassium ion import across plasma membrane. Gene Ontology annotation, molecular function: inward rectifier potassium channel activity.
CUUUCUCCCGGGUCUGUCUGGGUCUCUGUCUUUGGGCAUUUCUCUCUGCGCCUCCAUCUGUCUGGGUCUCCGCUUCCUCGCCCUACGCCCCGCCCCCUGCCCGGGCCCUCCAAUCCCGACCGCCCGAGCCUGGCGCUCCGCUCUCCCAUUGGCCGGCCCCGAGCCCCGCCGCCCCGCCCGCCCGGCCCCCUCCCGCCCCUCCAUUCACACAAAGUUUGGCUCCGGCGCUGCGGAGGGAGGGGGCGGCCCGGCCCAGCCCAGCUCUGCCCCCGGCCGGCCCGACCCCGGCCCCGGCCCCCGGACAAGCCCUUAUCUGAUCCCAGCUCCGGGUUUAAGAGUCCUGGCCCUGCCCGUCGCGCGGCUCUGCUCCUCACUCCUGCCCACCCCGUCCGUCCAUCUGCCCCGCUGCCCCGCGGCCCACCCGAGGGGCUACUCCACCUCGGACCCAAGAUGACAUCGGUUGCCAAAGUAUAUUACAGUCAGACCACUCAGACCGAAAGCCGGCCCCUGAUGGGCCCAGGGAUUCGACGGCGACGAGUCCUGACAAAAGAUGGCCGCAGCAAUGUGAGAAUGGAGCACAUUGCCGACAAGCGCUUCCUCUACCUCAAGGACCUGUGGACGACCUUCAUUGACAUGCAAUGGCGCUACAAGCUUCUGCUCUUCUCUGCAACCUUUGCAGGCACCUGGUUCCUCUUUGGUGUGGUAUGGUAUCUGGUAGCUGUGGCACACGGGGACCUGCUGGAGCUGGGCCCUCCGGCCAACCACACCCCCUGCGUAGUACAGGUGCACACACUCACUGGAGCCUUCCUCUUCUCCCUUGAAUCCCAGACCACCAUUGGCUAUGGCUUCCGCUAUAUCAGUGAGGAAUGUCCAUUAGCCAUCGUGCUUCUCAUCGCUCAGUUGGUGCUCACCACCAUCCUGGAAAUCUUCAUCACAGGUACCUUCCUGGCCAAGAUUGCCCGGCCCAAGAAGCGGGCUGAGACCAUCCGCUUCAGUCAGCAUGCGGUCGUGGCCUCCCAUGAUGGGAAACCCUGCCUUAUGAUCCGAGUUGCCAAUAUGCGUAAGAGCCUCCUCAUUGGCUGCCAGGUGACAGGCAAACUGCUUCAGACCCACCAGACCAAGGAGGGUGAGAACAUCCGGCUCAACCAGGUCAAUGUGACUUUCCAAGUAGACACGGCCUCUGACAGCCCCUUCCUCAUUCUACCCCUUACCUUCUAUCACGUGGUAGACGAGACCAGUCCCUUGAAAGAUCUCCCUCUUCGCAGUGGUGAAGGUGACUUUGAGCUGGUGCUGAUCCUGAGUGGGACUGUAGAGUCCACCAGUGCUACCUGCCAGGUGCGCACUUCCUACCUGCCAGAGGAAAUCCUUUGGGGCUAUGAGUUCACACCUGCCAUCUCACUGUCAGCCAGUGGUAAAUACAUAGCUGACUUCAGCCUUUUUGACCAAGUUGUGAAAGUGGCUUCUCCUAGUGGCCUCCGUGACAGCACUGUACGCUAUGGAGACCCUGAAAAGCUCAAGUUGGAGGAGUCAUUAAGGGAGCAGGCUGAGAAGGAGGGCAGUGCCAUUAGUGUGCGCAUCAGCAAUGUCUGAUCAUCUGUUCUCACCUCCCCAUCCCUUGGUCUCCUUUCCUCUCUUUCAAUGCCCUGGGUAAGGAACACUACCCUGGUUCACUGGAGAUCCCUGGAAGCACCCACUCUCCGCUCCCUUUCCUCCAACCCAGUGGCGCCUGUCAGUAGUCCAGGCCAACUGAAGUCCAAGUUUUUCCCCCACUACCCCCUCUUGCCUCUCCCUGCUUCUAUUCCAAGGCACACACCUCCCUUAAGCCAGCCACACUGGGGGAAAGAGAGGGAUUAGGCUGAAGUGGCUUAGAAAGCCUCAGCCAUGCUUGGAGACUCACAUAAGGAGGAUCAUAUGGUUGGAUGGAUAGACUCCCCCACCUCCCGCCACCACCAGAAAGUUUGGUGACUUAAGGCUGGAGCCCCCUCUGUCUCCUUCCAUCUAGCAAAUUUCCUAAGGCAAGGAAACUUGGUGGUCACUUUGGGGUCUGUGCCCUCAGAAAUACAGGGCUCUGAAAUCAAUGUCUCCUGGGGUUUCUACCAACUCUCUGUUGAAAUAAGCCAGGGUUUGUCAUGAUAUAGCUAAUUUGCUGGCAAUUCUCAACCAAAACCUAGGAACAUAGUCAACACACACACACACACACACACACACACACACUCACACACCCCUAUCCUGGAUUCUGAACUCUUCAAUUUGGAGUAAUGCAGAACUGUUGUCUCAUUUGAACCUAUCCUCCAGGCAGCCCUGGGAAGAUUUGUUUCCCUGUGUUCUGUGAAUGGGAGGACCCUUGCCAAUACGUUCCUUUGAAAAAAACCCAGUGCCCAGGCCCCACGGAAAGACUUGAAAAUGAUAUUCCAGAUUACAUUGUACCUGGCUUCUCUUCUUCCUUUCCUGCCCAGCCUAGACCCCUCAUCCCUAACCUCAACUCUUUGAAGGAAGGGAAGGAAAAUGCAAGGGUCUCCCUCUCUCAACACUGUUGUUCAACCAGAAUAAGAUUCACAGGGCACAGACUCCCCAGGAAAGUUAAACCAACCUCAUCAAGUGGGACUGGUACAUUCUCAGAUUUCUAGACUGCUAUACCGAGCCUCUGGGAAUUGGUGAUGCUUUGUUAAGGUUUGGGCAGAAGCAGAACUCUGUGGCUGGCUGGCAGCCACAAUUCUCUGCUACACCUCCCAGUACCCUUCUGAAAAGUGCCAGUCAUUUCAUUAGGCAAUGUUGGGAGGAAAGGAAAUUAUACCUCCUGAUCAAAUAGCCAUGGUCUCCUUCAGCCAUUCCUGAGACUUGGCAUGAAAUGAUGAAAUCAGUGUCAUCUCUAUUCUCCUUUGACAUGAGGUCAGUUUCAGGCAAGUUAGAAAGCUUAUUUUACGAGAUCACAGACUCAGGCUAUUCCUUGUUUCCGGG